CUGGCAAUAACUUGGCCAAUCAUUUGUCAGCUUGGAAAUAGCCAAAUCUCUUCACUGAGCCCUCUCCGUUGCUCGUUGCUCUCUCUGUCUUCAUAUAGAAAUAGCCAUUUCUCUUCAUUGAACUCCCUCUGUUGCUUGUUUAUAUAUCUCUCUCUCUCUCUCCACAGUAAUACCCAAUUCGCUUCAUUGAACUCCCUCUGUUGUUUGUUGUGCUCUCUCUCUCUCUCUCUCUGUUGCUUGUUACUGUGUGUGUGGAAAUAAGCACUCAGCUUAACACUUUCUUCGUUGAGCUCUCUCUGUUGCUAGUGGUCCUCGUCUGCGCUGAUACUUCAUCUCUCUCUCUCUCUCUCUCAUGGAACUUCAAUAUUUACACCAUCCUCAAUAUUCUUACUAUAUCCAUAAAAGAAGCACCAAGUCACUCACAUGCUUCUCAGUGCGUCUCAGCAAGCCCAGGAAACUUGAACUUGGAUUUGAAUCAAAAUUUCCUAGCAUCAAAUGUACAUACUAUAAGAGCAUAGGUGGAGCGUGCAAGCUAGUAGAGAUCAGUAGAGUGAAUAGCAGGAUCAAAAGAUUGGGAGUAAGAGUUAAGGAUGAAGUUAAAGGAGAGACGAAUUUGAGUUCAGAGAAGGAGGGUACCAUAAUUGGAGCUGUCUCUCUCAUUGUUGGAUCCACUAUUGGGUCCGGGAUUCUUGCUGUACCCGCGAAGACCGCCACCGCUGGUUUCAUUCCAUCUGCUGUAACCAUGAUAUUGUGUUGGGGUUUCCUCCUCCUUGAAGCACUCAUACUAGUUGAAGUCAAUGUCUAUCUUUUCAAGAAGAAGAGAGGAAUGGUGCUUCAAUCAAAUCCUGGCUUAGAAAUGAUCUCCUUCCAAACCAUGGCCGAAGAAACUCUUGGGAAAUUUGGAGGGGUCUUUGCAUCUGCAAAUUACGUGUUCUUCGCAUAUGCUGCCUUGGUUGCUUUUGCUGCUAAAUCUGGGGAACUUCUCUCUCGCUUAACCAACCUCCCCUCUUCAGUUUCAGGCAUAAUUUUCAUGGCCAUUUUCUCUCUCCUUAUUGCAGUUGGUGGCACCAAACUCACUGACCAAGCAAACCAAUGGCUCACUGCCAUCAUGAUAGGUCUACUGAUAUUGAUUGAAGUAUCGGUGGCGUCGUUUGGAGGCUGGACUGGAGUAAGUGGAAAUGGGGACUGGGGGAAAAUUCCACAGGCGAUACCUGUGAUCAUAUUUGCUCUCUCUUUCCUUGAUCUCACUCCAGUGGUGUGUGCUUACUUCGAUUGGGAUAUCUCUAGGAUAAGGACUUCUCUCAUACUUGGAAGCUUUGUACCCUUGCUUGUUCUUCUCCUAUGGGAUGCAAUUGCACUCGGGCUUCCCUCUGAUGUAGCUGGUUCUGAUCCUUUGGACUUGCUCUUGAGGAUAAAUGGGCAUGGUGUGUCACUGAUGGUUGAAGUUUUCUCUCUCUUAGCUAUUGGGACAUCCUUAAUUGGGACUCUCUUGGGCUUCUUUGGGUUCCUCUUGGAGCAACUUAACAACACUGCUCUGAAAUCUGUCUCUCAGAUGCAUCCACAGGCCUGUCAAAACUUUACUCUUCCUUCGGAAACUGGGGACGUGAAAGAUCUCUCUUUGACAGAGAGUUAUGAGGGAAAAGGGAGGUUUCGCUUCUUGGUGAUGCUUUUGGCAGUUGUUCCUCCUCUGUUCAUCUCCAACACGAUUGCAGAUGCCUUCUUUUCUGCAACUGAUAUUGCAGGAGGCUUCUGCCUGGAGAUGCUAUUUGGAAUCCUACCACCUGCCAUGGCAUGGAAGAUGAUGGAUGUUGACGAAGAAGAAUCAAGAAUGAAGAUUAUUCUCCCUGGGGUUGGCUUUAUUGCUUGUGGAGUUAUCAUCGAUGAACUUGUUUUGCAGUGGUCGUUGCACCACCUGUGAUACAUCUAUGGGAGGAGUAGAAAGUUGCUAUCUCUCUCUCUGCAUAGAUGCAAAAGGAGGAGGAGCAAAAAUUUCAAAUCUCUCUCUCUCCCUCCAUGCAUAUAUGUAUAGUGAGUGAAGAGCUGCAUUUCAAAUCUCUCUCUUCAUUCAUAUAUUCAAAGGGAGUUGGGAACUGCAAUUUCAAAUCUCUCUCUCUCUCUGUCUCUUAGCUCUUAAUUUUCUGUCUUGGUACAGUUGUAAAAGGAGCUUCUCUCUUUUAUAUUUGUAUAUUUCUGUAUUUGCAUUGAGCUGUAUAUGUAUUCGAAAUAAAAGUUCUUCUGAUAUGAUUAUAUAAAUACUUUUAUCAAGAAAUAAAUAGAUUUUUUCAGGUA
Messenger RNA from Amborella trichopoda, 2289 nucleotides. RefSeq lists its product as uncharacterized. The record is from RefSeq and is a predicted model, not a curated record. Gene Ontology annotation, biological process: amino acid transmembrane transport. Lineage: Eukaryota; Viridiplantae; Streptophyta; Magnoliopsida; Amborellales; Amborellaceae.